Rhagoletis pomonella (apple maggot) is the source of this 2143-nucleotide messenger RNA. Its product is annotated as GATOR complex protein MIOS-like. NCBI's taxonomy places the organism in Eukaryota, Metazoa, Arthropoda, Insecta, Diptera, Tephritidae. Gene Ontology annotation, biological process: positive regulation of TORC1 signaling; cellular response to amino acid starvation. Gene Ontology annotation, cellular component: cytoplasm. The record is from RefSeq and is a predicted model, not a curated record. Gene Ontology annotation, molecular function: protein binding.
CGGCUAACUUCUUAGCCACAGAGACGCGGUACCAGUAUGCGCGUUGUGUGCAGCCGUCCUACCACAAAAACCGGCCGAUUAUCGCCGUUGGAUUGGGAGAUGGAAAAGUUGGCAUUUGCGAUUUUCAUGAAACUGUCGACAAUAGCUGGGAAUUUACACCACGCCAGCAACCCAUGUGCUUUUGUCUAGCCUGGAAUGAGUUUGACCACAAUGUAUUGGCCAUAGGACAUGAUCGUCAUCGCUCCGAUUCAUGUAUUGCAAUUUGGGAAAUAGAACGUGGUGUCCCCAAAGAUGCAGUAAGUUUCUUUGGACACUCGGAGUCUGCCCACUAUCAUUUACAACUUAGUUGGUGUCCAACGCGAUCCAGCUUACUUACCUCGCUACAACGUGAAUCUCCCUUCAUCACCCUCUAUGAUUUACGCAGCGUGGACGCAGAAAGCAGUCGAGAGGUGUACCAUGUGAAGCGACAGCUGCAGCCAUUCCAAGCUAAGUACUAUGCUUCAAACAAACCGCCGACACUCACCUAUAUCUCCUGGCACAACACGGAUUAUGAGCGCGCUUUGCUGCUUUCGGUGGAAGGGACCAUUUUGGAAAUUCGUUUACCGCUUUCUCUGCUCAGCAUUAGCAAUCAUAAAAAAAUACCGCUCCUGCCACAGCGUCCGCUAGCCAUUGCAAGCACUCCAACACGUCAAAAUAGCAGCCAAAGCACUUCAUCUAUUAUAUCUACAUUCACACUCAAUUCGGCGCUUAAUUUCGAGAUUCUUGACCAAAUCUUAUCCAAAGAAGAAUUGGUUGAAGAAACCUAUCAGCGUGCUCUUAGUGAUUAUGGUUUGAAGACAGAUAGGCAUGUCGACGGGUUGCCUUUGACACCAUAUUUGAAAAGUGUUUGGCUAACUUUGAGUAAUUUGUAUAGGGAAGAACGCUUAACGGGUUUGAAAACCAUCUUGGGCAUUAGUUUAGGUCACGCAUCAGAGGCGUUGAUGGCCUCAUCGCGUAUUGAAUCGCGUGUAUUGCAAUGGCCAGAUUUCAUAAAUUCCAAUAAUUUGGUGUGCUACAGAAGUGAACAACGCGAUGUGGCGCUGAAACUCUGCGGCUGGGUGUUCGAACAGGACUUGGAGCGCAUCGUAAACGGGCUAUGUGACAACAAGGAGUUCAGCCGCGCUGCCAUGAUUUGCGUAUUUCAUCUAAAAAUCGUUUUUGUUUGCGACAUACUCUCAAAAGCUGCAGAUCUCUCACGCAACUCGAAGGAUCCUCACGAUGCCAGCAUGUUUCGCAUUGCCGCUAUUGCCCUAUCCAGCUUUAAUGCAGAUCGUUGCAACUCGACUUGGCGUAACCAACGCUCAUAUGCCAAUAAACAAAUACAGGAUGCACAUUUGCGUGCCAUAUUCUCAUUCUUCACCACCGAGAAUGAUAACUUCGAUGCGGUGCUGACUAUCAAUUAUUUCCAUCGCGAACAUUUCGCAGAUAAUCGCAUACAAUAUUGGAUUAGCAGUUAUUUAGAUGUUCUAAACUCGUGGGGCCUUUGGGAGAAACGCACCGGUACACGCACCACGCGCAGUGUUUUUCUCUCGUGUAACUUUUGUGGCAAAUCAGUGACGAGUGCUUUGCAGGAGGAUGCGCGCAUGCCCAGUGCAUCUUCGAAUGUGAAUAAACUUUCCUCCUGCCCUAGUUGCCGCAAACCACUACCGCGUUGCUCUCUAUGCUUGCUACACAUGGGCACUACGCUGAAUAUUUCGCUACCCAGCGAUGCGACCCACGAAAGUUUGGGUUGGCAGUCGAAACCGUUUUCGAAGUGGUUCUCCUGGUGUCAGACAUGUCGACAUGGCGGCCAUACCGAACACAUGAUGCAGUGGUUUAAACAAAAUUCUGAAUGCCCUGUUAGCUCCUGCACUUGCCGAUGCUUUGACUUGGACGGCACCGUGCCCAAUGACUUACCCGACUAUUAAUAGCUUUAAUAGGUUAAAACUUUAGCAACAUGACAGCAAUUAUCUACUCGUUAAUUGGGCUAUGUAAUCCUUAAUUAGAUGUAAGUUUAUACGAAAAUUAAAAGAAAAAUCAAGAAUAUUUGUGCUGUGUGGAUAAAUGUAUAUUAAAAAAUGAGCUUCCUUUUCCAAAAGCUAUGGCUCAUAAUCGACUCUUCUCA